CAUAAGCAGCAGUGCAGGUGUCAGAGGAGUCAGUAGCGCAGCCAUAAAGAGGGGCUUAGACAACACACCUUUCCUCUGGUCACUUCUGCAGCUCACGUUAGACAAAAUGAGUCUUCCUAACAAUGGCACUGUGGCUCUCAACAACCCGGGCGAUAUAUCCGUCAUUGUGAUCUACUUUCUUGUUGUCUUGGCCGUCGGAAUAUGGGCUAUGGUCAGCACAAACCGGGCCACUGUAGGAGGCUUUUUCCUGGCAGGAAGAAGCAUGGUGUGGUGGCCUAUUGGGGCAUCUCUCUUUGCCAGCAACAUUGGCAGUGGGCAUUUUGUUGGCAUUGCAGGGACCGCGGCUGCUGCUGGUAUUGCCAUUGGCGGGUUUGAAUGGAAUGCCCUGGUUGUGGUGAUCAUCCUUGGAUGGCUCUUCGUGCCCAUUUACAUCAAAGCCGGGGUGGUGACCAUGCCAGAGUACUUGAGGAAGAGGUUUGGAGGGCAACGCAUUCGGAUCUAUCUCUCAGUGCUGUCACUAUUCCUCUAUGUCUUCACUAAGAUCUCAGCAGAUAUGUUCUCUGGAGCCAUCUUUAUCAACCAGGCUCUGGGGCUGAAUAUCUACAUUGCUGUGGUUCUCCUACUGUUGAUCACUGCUCUGUACACAGUCACGGGUGGACUGGCUGCAGUGAUCUACACGGACACUCUGCAGACCAUCAUUAUGGUCGUGGGUUCCUUCAUCCUCAUGGGUUUUGCCUUCAAUGAAGUGGGAGGUUAUGACAGCUUUGUGAACCGCUACAUGGAGGCCAUACCUAUCGUGACAAACACCAACAUCAGCAAGUCCUGCUACACCCCUCGACCGGACUCUUUCCACAUCUUCAGGAACGCCGUGACAGGUGAUCUGCCUUGGCCCGGCCUGGUUUUUGGGCUCACGGUCCAGGCCACCUGGUACUGGUGCACCGAUCAGGUGAUUGUCCAGCGUUGUCUGUCUGCUAAGAAUCUGUCUCACGUCAAAGCUGGCUGUAUCCUGUGUGGCUACCUGAAGCUGCUUCCCAUGUUCCUCAUGGUGUUUCCUGGCAUGAUGAGCCGCAUCCUCUACGCCAACGAGGUGGCAUGUGUGGAACCAGAGGAGUGUACAAAAUACUGUGGGACCCCUGUGGGCUGCACCAACAUCGCCUACCCCAAAUUGGUGGUGGACCUCAUGCCAAAUGGUUUGCGGGGCCUGAUGCUGUCUGUGAUGAUGGCAUCUCUGAUGAGCUCGCUCACAUCCAUCUUCAACAGUGCCAGCACACUGUUCACCAUGGACAUCUACACUAAGAUACGUGGCUCGGCCUCCGAGAAAGAGCUUAUGAUCGCCGGGAGGGUGUUUAUUCUGGUUUUGAUCGGGUUGAGUAUAGCCUGGAUCCCUGUGGUUCAGUCGGCUCAGAGCGGUCAGCUCUUUGACUACAUCCAGUCCAUCACCAGCUACUUGACCCCACCCAUUGCCGCCACGUUCAUGCUGGCCAUCUUUUGUAAACGCGUCAACGAGCCGGGUGCGUUCUAUGGCCUCACGAUCGGCCUGGCGAUUGGCCUGACCAGGAUGAUAGCUGAGUUCGCCUACGGGACGGGCAGCUGUGUCAAACCCUCAACCUGUCCUGAGAUCAUCUGCGGGGUCCACUACCUCUACUUCUCCAUCAUCCUGUUCACCAUCUCCUGCCUGUUGAUUCUCUCCAUCUCCCUCAUGACCAAACCCAUUGACGACAAACAUUUGUACCGGUUGUGCUGGCAGCUUAGAAACCGCACUGAGGAGAGGGUGGAUUUGGAGGAAGACAACUGGACGGACCAACAAGACUCUGACUCUAUGGAUAUCGAAAGUGAGCCCGCAACGGAGCCGGGCUGCUUUAAGAAGGCUGUGCUGAGCUUCUGUGGCCUGGAGAAGUCAAAGGCCAUUAAGCUGACUCCUGAGCAGCAGGCGGAGCUUCAGAGGAAACUCACAGACACUACUGAGAAACCCCUGUGGAGGAACGUGGUCAAUGCCAACGCUAUCAUCCUCCUGUGUGUCUGUGUCUUCUUCCACGGCUUCUAUGGUUAAAUUGGCCCUCAUCCAGGACCUCGGUACAUCUGGAGUUCGGAAGGUCUAAACAUUAACUUUGACUACCCCUUCUGUUUCGACCCUGAGAUCCCCCCCAAGACAUCCAGGCCCACGAUGCACUGUGCUUUCCCUGCUCAUGCCUGUUUGACUGAUUUAGACAUGGGGAGUCUCAGCACUUCCUCGUUUUGGGGUUCUUUGCUUGAUGGUGAAGGUGAAGCAAAAAAGGUAAUUUAAUAGGAAAAUAGGUUUCAGUGUCCAUGUUUGCUGUGACCUUUUUGUUCUUCAUUUAGUUUCUAUUGUUUCCUUCAAACACUGGGCAGGGCUGCAACAUGAAUAGACAUGUAUAACUCACUAUUUCAUCAUGAACAAGAUGACAUUGAGACAAUGUAAUUUACCUUGUAACAUUCUGUUAAAAACUGUAGCCCCCUCUGUUGUUUCCAGAGAUGAGGAAAGAUCUCACAAAUUUACAAUCACACAUUCUCCUUUCCUGGAAUGGAGCCUGAUAUCCUUGAAAUGUUUGAUCAAAGUCCAUAACGGUGUCAUAUUUCCUUUUUCCUCCAGCUGUAAUUCUGUUUAGUUACGUGUUAAUGAAUGAUGUCUCAAUGAUAGGUGAAAUGAAACUUCCUCAUAGUACUGGAGUAAUAGCCCACUGCAAAAAUAUGCACACACAAUAAAAAAAAACACACAUUCAAACAAUUGUUUUAGAAAUGUCUCCCGUUGUAUGGACACCAAACAUUAUUCCCAUUAAAGGGGAAUAACAAUUAAUAAAAAUAAAAAAUCUA
This is a messenger RNA of Esox lucius (northern pike), 2832 nucleotides long. RefSeq names its product solute carrier family 5 member 1 (gene slc5a1). Gene Ontology annotation, biological process: transmembrane transport; sodium ion transport. The record is from RefSeq and is a predicted model, not a curated record. Gene Ontology annotation, cellular component: plasma membrane. Gene Ontology annotation, molecular function: D-glucose:sodium symporter activity. The coding region runs from base 107 to 2050 and encodes 647 amino acids. The transcript has 14 exons. Lineage: Eukaryota; Metazoa; Chordata; Actinopteri; Esociformes; Esocidae.